This is a messenger RNA of Dovyalis caffra, 1227 nucleotides long. The record is from the annotation of a GenBank genome assembly. Lineage: Eukaryota; Viridiplantae; Streptophyta; Magnoliopsida; Malpighiales; Salicaceae.
AUGGAGUCGCUUGAUACUGCUGCUGGUUUCAUGGUGGAUGACCUUUUGGACUUCGGUUCUGAUAUAGGAGAGGAGGAUGAUGAUGAAGAACACCAAAACAACAACAAAAAACCCAGAAAGGCACUUCCUUCCCUUAACCCUAAUGUCCUUGCCCCGGCUUCUUUCAACGUUUUGGAACAUACUUUGUUACCUGAAUUUGCAGAGGAAGAGCUGGAAUGGCUAUCAAACAAAGAUGCGUUCCCGACGGUGGAAACUUGCUUUGGCAUUCCCUCCGAGGAGCCAGGCAGCAUUCCUAAACACCACAGCCCAGUUUCCGUGCUUGAAAACAGCACCACGAGCAGUACUAGCAACAGUGGGAAUAACAGUAAUAGUAGCAUUAUUAUGAGUUACUGUAGCCUUCGCGUGCCUGUGAAGGCUCGCAGCAAGCACCACCACAGGCGCCCUCGAGAAAUCCAAGAGCAAGAGUGCUGGUGGAGUCAGGAAAAUUUGAUGAGGAGGAAACCGGCUGUGUCAGUAGCAAAAUUGGGGAGAAAAUGUCAGCACUGUGGUGUUGAAAAGACCCCGCAAUGGCGGGCAGGUCCAGAUGGGCCUAAAACUUUGUGUAAUGCGUGCGGGGUUAGAUACAAGUCUGGUAGAUUGGUGCCCGAGUACCGGCCUGCAAAUAGUCCUACGUUCUCCAGCAAAUUGCAUUCGAAUUCACAUAGGAAGGUUGUGGAAAUGAGGAAGCAGAAGCAGAUGAUGGGGUUGGCUGUUGUGAAGCCAAUGGAUAAAGGGAAUGCAUUGAAAAGGAAGAAAGAGGUUUUGGGUCUUAAAGACCAGGCUCGUAGAGUCAUAGCCCCUUAUCUUUUCAUGGAACAAUUGGUUAAACGCAUCUAUGCUUAUGCAAAAUCUGAAGAUAAUGAUGUGGACGAUAAUUUACAUAUCUUCCUAUUUUUUUGGCACAAUCAAGAAAAUCCGAAGAUAAUGACUGCUCACCGGAAGGAGCGUACCAUGCAUUCAUUAUUCGAUACUGAUGCCAGCUUUAGCGGGUUGACGAUAGACCGGACCCCAUAUUGUGAUAAAUACUCGAGUCUUGAUCAGUUGAGAUGGAAGGAGGCUUGGCCUUGGAGCGUAUUAAAAUAUUUGCGCAUUGAAAAGGAACAUGACUCCAUUUUAGGGAUACGAAAUCCUGGAAAGGACAUAAAUGAUUUGCAAUCUAAUUCAAAAACUCAACCAGUAGGAGGUUAA